Messenger RNA from Indicator indicator, 1577 nucleotides. RefSeq names its product spermatogenesis associated serine rich 2 like (gene SPATS2L). The record is from RefSeq and is a predicted model, not a curated record. The coding region runs from base 16 to 1506 and encodes 496 amino acids. Lineage: Eukaryota; Metazoa; Chordata; Aves; Piciformes; Indicatoridae. The transcript is spliced from 9 exons. Gene Ontology annotation, cellular component: cytoplasm.
CUAAAAGAAUGGAAUAUGACAGGGAAAAAGAAGAACAACAGGAAAAAAAGAAGCAAAUCUAAGCAGCACCAAGGCAGUAAAGAUCCUAAAAACAAGAAUGGUGGACCUGAGAAGCCAUCUGAAGAGGCCCAGGGAAAGUAUGACUGCCAUGUUAAUGGAUGCUCUAAGGACAUCUCUUGCAGUGGUUCUGCCAAUCGGAAACUGGAAGCCACUUCUCUUAAGAAAAAGGGCUCAGGAUUUGCAGAGUCGGCGCUGGUCUCUCCAGAAGUCACAGACAAAGAACGAGAACACCAGAAAGGAACUGUGGAAUUAAGCCCAAAGACCAAAGACCAUGGAGUAGAACAACACGAGUCUCUCCAGUCAUCAGUUCAACUCCAGUGUAACCUAGGCAAGCCAAAGUCAAAAUCUUCCUCAGUUAAAUCAUCCAACACUACGACUCCACCUGAAACAAAGACAGAUGAUUCAGUCAAAAAAAGAGGGCCAAACAUUGAAAAAUCAGUAAAAGACUUGCAGCGUUGCACUGUUUCUCUGAGCAGGUAUCGUAUGAUGAUCAAAGAAGAAGUGGAUAAUUCAGUGAAGAAGAUCAAAGCUGCUUUUGCAGAAUUACACAGCUGCAUUGUAGACAAAGAAGUGUCAUUAAUGGCAGAAAUUGAUAAAGUUAAAGAAGAAGCCAUGGAAAUCCUGACUGCUCGGCAGAAGAAAGCUGAGGAGCUCAAGAGACUGACAGACCUGGCCAGUCAAAUGGCUGAAGCACAACUAUCUGAACUCAGGGCUGAAAUUAAGCACUUUGUGAGUGAACGGAAGUAUGACGAAGAGCUGGGCAGGUCUGCACGAUUCUCCUGUGAUACAGAACAGCUGAAGACCCAAAUUCAGCUCUGUGGAGAAAUUUCUCAUCCAAAGAACAACUAUUCCUCAAGAACACCAUGUAGUUCAGUGUUGUCUUCAAUGACCACGCAUGGAACAACUGGCAAACAAAAUACGCACAGCCGAAAGUCUUCUGGUAAUGCCAAGAACUCUGAUAACAAAGCAGGCAGCACCAAAGCACAAAGUCAUCUUUCUUCCAACGCUGCAGAGCCUUCUUCCCAAGGAGCUGUGACAAAUAAGCAGAAUGGGCCUUCUAGCCAGAGACGAAGAUUCAACCCUCAGCACCAAAAUGUCCGGCUCAAUGGAUCCCUUAAGUCACAAGGUGCCAGUAACGAGGCAGAUCAAAACACUACAAAGAGUGGUUCCAGGUCUGAACACAGAAGACAGCAGCACAACAGCUUCAGAUCUAAAAAUAAAGGAGCUGUGAAAAAUCAAGAGCAGUCCACAACGACAAGGACCGCAGAGCAUGUGCCGCACUCGGAAAAGAGCAGACGGAAGCAUCCCACGGCAGAUGUGGCAGAUCACAGGCCUUUCCAAGGCAGUGUUGGCAGGGUGUCACAGUGCAAUUUAUGCCCUGCAAGGAUGGAGGUCUCUGCUGAUGCCACUGUUCUUUCAGUGCCUGCUGUGACUUUGGUGGCUUAAAAUGUCUCAGUUAUGGCAGGCAGAGGAAUUUAAUCUCUUCAUUUUAGUUUCUUGCUCAAGAUGCUUGUCGA